Vitrella brassicaformis is the source of this 1559-nucleotide messenger RNA. Lineage: Eukaryota; Vitrellaceae. The record is from the annotation of a GenBank genome assembly.
CUUGGUUUCGAUGCUUUGCCAGAGCUCCCGAGCCUCGUUCGCACCUCUCUUCCCCAGCCGCCCCCUCCGUGCUCAGCCAGGCUUCACCUGCACUCAUCGCGCGCCACUGUCUGCGACGCUGCGGUACCUGAUCUCUGUCUGCGCCACCAACAGCAUGGCCAAGGAACCGACGUCGCGUGUGAAGGCGCAGGGAAGACCCGAGAACGCGCCAAACAGUGACCCAAACAGUGCGCAUUUUUUCACCACCGACGUGCGGGAGCCAUUCAAGGUCAUCGGAGAACAAAUGGUGUACCAGGGGUGGAAGAACGGUGAGUGAGUGCAUGGUGAGCAGGGAGGGCGAGUGGGAGGUCAUUGCGCUGGGCGACGGGUGACAUUGGUCGAUGAAUGAAUCAUACGGAUUCACGAGUCUGCUGGUGUCUGUCUGUCUGCAGUGAUGCACCGAACAAUAGAGCUGCCAAACGGCAAGACGACGCGAUAUGACAUCAACCAUUCAGUAAGCAAGAAGAGAUGCGAAGAGAAGCUGCCAUGAACUGUCUGGAUUGCUCGUGAUUGCCUCCCUCUGUGUCUGCUGUGUGUGUCAGGAUUGCCCCGCUGUGUUCGUCGUUCCAUGGGUAUGUAUGGAAGAUUGGACGCAGAUUGCUCAUCUCCGGUGUGUCUGUGUACAGGAUACGCAGAAGAAAACGACCAUCUUCGCCGGUAGCUCGCACACACAAAUGGACGCACUUCCCCGCCUCAUUGUGCCCAUCUGGGUGGUCCCUUGCCCUGUCUGUCUGCAGAGGAGUACUACCCAGGACCAAAUCAAUGGAAGAAAGGCUUUGUUGCUGGGCUCUAUGAACGGAAGAAGCACGAGUCGCCCCUCCACGCUGCAAAGUGAGCAAUGCGCAGAACACAGUCACACACACGCACACACGCAUCGUUGGUUGGAUGUGUGCGCAGGCUGGAGCUGGAGGAGGAGGCCCACCUGGUGGGCGGCAAGUGGAUCAAUCUCAUCAAUGAGAGGGGCGUGAUGGACUACGAAAAGUAUUCUGACCAGGUAAUGGGUGUUUAAUCGGUUCCUUCGUGCAUCCAUCUCGUGUGCCUUCCUGUGUGUCAGAUCUUCUAUGCGUUCUUGUGCCUCGAUCCUGUGCACACCGACGAUCCGCGGCCUCUGGAUGACUCGGAGGUCAUCUACCUGCACAGGGAUGUGCCGGCCAAAGCGGUAUGAAUGUAGGUAGAAUGGCGCGACAAUGCACGGACAGACUGUGUCUUGCUUGCGUGUCGUCUGUGAGUGUGCAGGUGUUGGAGGGUGCUCUGCAUGGUCAUUUCACGGUCACGACGUCCCUGGCCGCCCUACUGGCCAUCGAGAAGCUCAGAGAAAUCGGCGAGCUACCGAAAGACUUCUCGCUUGCGUUGGGUGCCUAGACAGACAGAACAGCGAGCGAUGCUCACUGCUGCGUGCGUAUGUGCUGCGUCCCUGCCUGACAUGGCGACAAUAGACCGUGUUUCAUACAUGGCGGAGUAGGUUUCAGUCUGUGUUCUCGCGCCCUUAUAUUGCGAUUGCGAUUCAAAGCACUUCCCCG